AUGGGAGGAGGAAGAGCUAUGGCGAUGGCAGCGAAGGUGGCUGGAAUCGGAGUCUCGAAAGGAGGAUUCAGGGGAGGAUUCGGGUUUGCGGCGGCGACGCCUUCUCCGGCGAGUGAGCAGUUUAUGGUCAAAAAUACUACCGUGUCUAAGCCGGUUACGGCUUCGAUUUCAUCGGAGAAUGAGAAGUGCUGCAAAACGUCGAUAAAGAUAGCGAUGGUCUUUGACCGAGUUGCUUUGUUGGAUUUUUUCUUUGGCUCUGAGAUCUUCAGUUGCAUCACAACCAAAGAGCUGGGAACAGUUAUGCGUUCUCUAGGGCAGAACCCAACUGAGGCAGAGCUACAAGACAUGAUCAAUGAGGUUGAUGCAGAUGGAUCGCAUCUUCUCCUCUGCCCAGAUGAUCUCAUCUAA
This is a messenger RNA of Arabis nemorensis, 408 nucleotides long. The record is from the annotation of a GenBank genome assembly. Lineage: Eukaryota; Viridiplantae; Streptophyta; Magnoliopsida; Brassicales; Brassicaceae.